Molecule: messenger RNA, 397 nt
Organism: Colletes gigas
Lineage: Eukaryota; Metazoa; Arthropoda; Insecta; Hymenoptera; Colletidae
Exons: 3
Coding region: 1-357 (118 amino acids)
Source: RefSeq, a predicted model, not a curated record
AUGGCGCCGGGGGUGGCGUUCACGAUCGGUCUGAUCCUCGUCGUCGGACACCUACAACAGGGGCCAGGAAUCCACGCGAAGACCUUCACCUUCCCCGAGUACCCGUACAAGGAGACCACCAAAAAUGAACUUCUCUUCAGGCAAUACGAGCAGACUUGUGAAGAAAGCGGCGCUUGCAAGAUGCUUCCACCGCAAAGUAACAGUAUUGCCAAAACCAGAUGCAUCCGCGAGUGCGUGUCACCGUCCUGUUACAAAGAGAUCUACUUGUUCGACCAGCUGGAAGAAGGGGAGAUCGACGUGAGAUUGAACUCCUUCAAGGGUUGCUUUAUGCAGCGCAACGGACGACCGCGGAAGUAACGAAAGACCGGCCGACGAGAAGUCGAAACGACGCCGGGAG